Molecule: messenger RNA, 2138 nt
Organism: Octopus bimaculoides (California two-spot octopus)
Lineage: Eukaryota; Metazoa; Mollusca; Cephalopoda; Octopoda; Octopodidae
Product: cholinesterase-like
Molecular function (GO): cholinesterase activity
Source: RefSeq, a predicted model, not a curated record
ACCUCCAGCCCAGUGUACUCAUAUGUACUUGCUGUGAUAGUUGAAGCAGUUUAUACAGGACUGGUAGACGUGAGUUAGUGUGAUACGAAAAGCAAGAAUUUCCUUAACAGUUGAGUCAUUCAUAUCAUGGAAGAACUGAAAUAUAUAUUCAUAAUCUCUUUGUUAAUAACUUACGUCCAUGCAGAAGACCCGGUAAUUGAUACUACCACUGGAAAAAUUAAGGGAUCAACAAUUUCAGUUCAGACUGUUGAUCUUGAUGUCUUUCUUGGAAUACCAUUUGCUAAACCUCCCGUUGGUAAUUUAAGAUUUAGAAGACCUGAACCAAUUGAACAGUGGAGCAGUAUAAAAGAAACGAAGAAAUAUGGUUCAUCGUGUGAACAAGAUACAACUACUGGUUAUAAUGAUGUUGCGGGUGAAGUUGCUUGGAAAAUUAAUCCUAAUAAUGGAGAUUGUUCAGGUUGCUCCAAUGAACCAUGGUCAAAGUUCACACCCCAAAACCAGAAAUACUUUUUAAUUGACAAGAAAUCAAAGAUGGAGAACAAGGAGACGUCUAUGUACAAUGUAUGCAGCUUUUGGUCAGAUCUUUUCCCUCAGUUAAAAGAACGUCCUUGUCCAGACUGUCUUUAUUUAAACAUUUGGGCUCCAACAGAAGCACGGAAGUUUCAUUCAAAUUUAACCACGAUGAUUUGGAUAUACGGAGGUGGAUUUAUUUCUGGAUCAAGCGCGAAGGAUGUAUUUGAUGGACGAUGGUUAGCUGUUAGUCAAAAUAUUAUCGUUGCAUCACUUAAUUACAGAUUAGGGCCCUUUGGUUUCCUUUCCUUAGAUGACGAGCGUGCUCCGGGUAAUAUGGGACUGCUUGAUCAAAACCUCGCUAUAAAGUGGAUUCACGAUAAUAUUGCAUCAUUCGGUGGAGACCCUGAUAAACUGACACUAUUUGGACAAAGUGCCGGUGCAAUAUCUAUUGGUAUGCAUGUUAUUUCACCAAUGUCUCGGAAUCUUUUCAGGAAUGCUAUUAUGAUGAGUGGGACAGCUAACACAGAGUUGGGAAUUAAGUCAAAAAAGGAAAAUAUUGAUACAGCAAAAGAAAUGGCUGCUUACCUGCAAUGUCCAACUGAGAACGAUAAGCUGAUGUUAGAUUGCUUUCUAAAAGCCAAUGCUAAAAAAAUAACAGUGGGACAAUUUCAAAAUUUUAACGAAUUGAACGGAAUUCCCUUUUCCCCCAUUAUCGAUAACUAUUUCUUACAGAAGAGUCCAAACGAAGUUCUACAAAAUAAAACAAUUAAAAAAGAUGUGUUACUUGGAUUUGUUAAAAACGAAGGAACUUUCAUGCUUUCAAUGAGUUUCCCGAAAUAUUUCACUGUAAAUGGAACUGCUCCGAUAAACAUAUCUAUCGCACAUGAAUUAAUGAAAACGUUGAUGGGAGCAAAAUUACGUCCUGUGCAGUUUGAUUCCAUCUUUUAUGUUUAUGGUUCACAUGUUUACACUUCUGAAACUAAAAAAUACGCAUACAUAUUAGACCAGGUAGCUGGAGAUAUCAUGUUUAAAUGCCCUGGUAUUGACUUUUCCCGGGCUUUCAGUACCCAUUCCAACGUUUAUAUGUAUUCUUUUGAGUUUCUGUCAAAUUCUGCGCCCUGGGCAAAAUGGAAGGGUGUACAACACUCGAGCGAUAUUUCUUACGUGUUUUCGCAAGAAAUAUUUGCCAAAAAUUAUUCAUCAGACGACAAAUACGUAUCAGAAAUGAUGUCAAGUUAUUUUGCAAACUUUUCCAAAUCAGGUAAUCCUAACAAUGGAGAUUGUUCUAGUUGCUCCAGUGAACCAUGGCCAAAAUUCACACCCGAAAACCAGAAAUAUCUUGUGAUUGACAAGGAACCAAACAUGGAGACGAAAGAGAUUUCUAUGUACAAUACAUGCGGCUUUUGGUCAGAUUUUUUCUUUCAAUUAAGGGAACGUCCUUGUCCAGUACCAAGUGGAUCACGGAAUAUUUGGACUUUCCAGGGAAGAGUAAUGACCUUUUUCACACCCAUUCUGCUCUCUUUGACUUUGUUUUGAAAGGUUUUGAUUUAAUGUUACGUCAGUUAAUUACAUCGCUCAAUUAAAGUUUGACAGUUUUAUAUGAUUAAUAAAAUAAUUUUGCUAUA